AUGGGGAGCACGGCGGGCGAGGUCACCCGCGCCGACUUCCCCGAGGGCUUCGUCUUCGGCGUCGCCACCUCCGCCUACCAGAUUGAGGGGGCAAGAAAUGAAGGUGGCAAAGGUGAUAGCAUAUGGGAUGUAUUUACAGAUAACAAAGAACGUGUCCUAGACGGAUCCUCUGGAGAAGUUGCAGUUGAUCAUUACCAUCGAUACAAGGAAGACAUUGAGCUCAUGGCCAAGUUGGGUUUUGGUGCUUAUAGAUUUUCCAUAUCUUGGUCACGGAUAUUUCCUGAUGGCUUAGGGACAGCGAUCAAUGAGCAAGGAGUUGCUUUCUAUAACAACCUUAUAGAUUUCAUGAUUGAGAAAGGUGUAGCUGCUGAACCUUUCUUGGCUGGCCAUCACCAGAUCUUAGCUCAUGCUGCUGCUGUUGAUGUCUACAGAAGAAAAUUCAAGGCUAAGCAAGGUGGUCAAGUAGGGUUUGUUAUUGAUUGUGAAUGGGCGGAGCCAAUGUCGGACAAAAUGGAAGACCAGGCUGCUGCAGCACGGCGCAUUGACUUUCAACUUGGAUGGUUCCUGGACCCAAUAUACUUUGGUGAUUACCCAGAAAGCAUGCGCCAGAGAGUGGGUGAAUAUCUUCCAAAAUUCUCGGAGAAAGACCGUGAAUUGAUGAGGAACAAAAUUGAUUUUAUUGGAUUAAAUCACUAUACAACAAGAAUCAUUGGCAAUCGGCCUAACCCACAACCACAAGAGAUCCAUUUUUAUCAGGUUGAACAAAUAGAGAGAUCAGAAAAAUGGAGUAGCGGUGAAGCAAUUGGUGAAAGAGCUGCGUCUGAGUGGCUUUUAAUAGUUCCUUGGGGUAUUCGGAAAACAAUCAAUUAUAUAGUAAAAAAAUAUGAAAAUCCAAUAAUAUAUAUAACAGAGAAUGGCAUGGAUGACGAAGACGAUCCAUCAGCACCAGUUGAUCAGUUCUUAAAUGACACAAAGAGGGUCAAUUUCUUCAAAGGAUAUGUUGGUGCAGUCGCACAAGCAAUAAAGGAUGGUGCCGAUGUUCGUGGAUACUUUGCAUGGUCAUUCGUGGAUAACUUUGAGUGGGCGAUGGGAUUCACCAAGAGGUUUGGGAUUGUCUAUGUUGAUUACAAGAACGGGCUCUCCCGGCGCCCUAAAGCAUCAGCCAUGUGGUUCUCGCGCUUCUUGAACGGCGAGGCCGCUGACAGCAAACCUGACACAAACUAA
Triticum turgidum subsp. durum (durum wheat) is the source of this 1224-nucleotide messenger RNA. NCBI's taxonomy places the organism in Eukaryota, Viridiplantae, Streptophyta, Magnoliopsida, Poales, Poaceae. The record is from the annotation of a GenBank genome assembly.